Molecule: messenger RNA, 777 nt
Organism: Cryptococcus wingfieldii CBS 7118
Lineage: Eukaryota; Fungi; Basidiomycota; Tremellomycetes; Tremellales; Cryptococcaceae
Product: cytoplasmic protein
Exons: 4
Coding region: 1-777 (258 amino acids)
Cellular component (GO): intracellular anatomical structure
Molecular function (GO): oxidoreductase activity, acting on NAD(P)H, oxygen as acceptor
Source: RefSeq, a predicted model, not a curated record
AUGUCCCCCGUCAUCAUCCUCACUGGCGCCUCUCGUGGCCUUGGUCUUUCCGUCCUCCGCAUCCUCCUCGACACCCACAACGCCAGAGUCGCCACCCUCUCGCGGUCCCUCACUCCGGAGCUCGAAGCGGCCGCCAAGGAAUAUCCUGGCCGCGUGCACCCUGUCCAAGGCGAUGCCGGCAAGCCAGAGGACAAUGCUAGGGUAGUCAAGGAAGCUGUAGAGAAGUGGGGCCAGCUGGAUGGGCUCAUUGUCAACGCUGGCAGCAUAGACCCUGUUGGCAAGCUCGGUAGCGUCUCUUUGGACGCCUUGACGCCGUAUAUUCAGAUGAAUCUUCUUGCGAGCAUCUACCUGAUCCAACCUGCCCUUCCUCAUCUCCGAGAAUCGAAAGGUCGAAUCGUGCUCGUGUCUUCUGGUGCCUCUACGACUGGAUACCAAGCCUGGGGCUUGUACUCUAUGGCCAAGGCCGGUAUGAACAGUCUGGCUAGGACUUUGGCUAGUGAAGAGAAGGAGAGUGGAGUGUCUACUUUCGCUGUCAGACCGGGAGUUGUAAACGUGCCUAACAUUUCACAGAUGCAGCUCUUCCUCCGUACUCAUGGCCCGGGUGAGAUGAGUGACACCGACAUGGCCAAGUUCCAAGGAGCUUACGAGAAGGGCGAACUCCUCGCACCUGAGCAGCCUGGUUCUGUGCUUGCUGGUCUUGCUGUCAAGGGCCCUGCGGAGCUCAGUGGGGAGUAUAUCAACUGGGCAGAUGAGAGGUUGAAGCAUCUCCAGCUAUAA